AUGGAGCCAACUACAUCCGAUCACGAGCUCAUCAGAAAUGCAAUUGCAAACAUUGCAAUUGCAUUUGACACGAACACCUACGCGGAGCUUCGAAGUUCUUUCACAGAAGAUUGUGUGGCGGAUUAUACGGGGUCCCUUGGUCUCAUGAAUGGCAUCGACACUGUUAUUGAGCAACUGCGGAAUACGAUCGGGCACGUUACUACCUUUCACGGAUUGAGCACGCAAGCUAUACGGCUCACUGGCAAGGAUACAGCCGAGGCUACGACGUAUUGCUCCGCGAGUCAUUACGUUGGCGACAAGUCGUUCUUCGCCGAAGCUAAGUAUUUCGAUAAGCUCGUCAAAGUGACUGAGGGAAACACUACAAAAUGGUUGAUCAACCAUCGCUUGACUACGAUGAUGGGCGUUCCAAGGGGCGAUGUCUCCAUUUUCAACAUGAACUUGGAAGGAUGGGUUGACACCUUGACGGCGUGA
Molecule: messenger RNA, 471 nt
Organism: Penicillium concentricum
Lineage: Eukaryota; Fungi; Ascomycota; Eurotiomycetes; Eurotiales; Aspergillaceae
Product: nuclear transport factor 2 family protein
Exons: 1
Coding region: 1-471 (156 amino acids)
Source: RefSeq, a predicted model, not a curated record